AUGUCUUUCUCUGCACUCCAAGGAGCCACCUUAAUCUCGGCCCACUGCGGGCUGACUAAACUGAUCAUCAGUUUCACGUACCGUACCUACAAUUUCUUCGGACCCAAGUUCCUCGGAAUCGAAAAAGAACAGAUUGACAAGUUUAACGAAAACUUUCAUGUCAAGGAGUUCCAAAAAGCCAUUGCCAAUGAGUCUGAGUUCGCAGCGUUCUUGGCUGGGCCACUCUUCUACUUGGCAUUGGCUGGAGUGGAAGCAUCACAGGGGGCCACGCUUGCCGUUCUUGGGCAAGUGAGUUAUGUCUGGACCAGAACGGCGUUGGGAUACCCGUGCAUUCCAACUAUUGCAACAGCCAUUCUCCGAUAUGCUGGCAUGGCCUUGACCUUCGUUGAAUUGUGGAAGGUGGCAUUCCCUGCGAAAAGCAUCAAGUAA
Messenger RNA from Cylindrotheca closterium, 429 nucleotides. The record is from the annotation of a GenBank genome assembly. NCBI's taxonomy places the organism in Eukaryota, Bacillariophyta, Bacillariophyceae, Bacillariales, Bacillariaceae.